AUGGCCGACGAGCCACGCGAGCAAGCCUCCAGCAGCGGCAAUUCUGCUGGGAGACCUCGAUCAGUCAGCCGCGACGGCCAGAGCCUGCAGUCACCCGGCCAGCAGGACGACCGCGGCGUCGGCAGAGGAGAGUCCAGCGCCUCCGCCUCCACCGCGUCUGCGAAUCCCCCGGUGGCAACCGAUGACUUCUCGUUCACGCCGCACCCCAUCGCUCGGUCUUCUACUACGACGCCCCGACGUGGCCGCGCCCUUUGGGAUGGCGCCUCUUCCGCCGACGGCGGAGCCUCCGCAGGACGACGCCGUGGCAACACGCUGUCAGCCGGCCGCCCGAGUGAAUCGUCCGCAUCCCCACGUCCACCUAUGAGGGACAUAGCCGAGGAGAGACCACCGCGCCAGAGCACCCAGUCCCAGCGAUCCGACGGGUCCGGGAUGCGGCUGCGGAGAGCGCCGACUACCCGCCAGAGAGCCAGCACCUUGGGUCGCAGACCAACUGUCAUCACCACCGGCCGCUCGGCCGUGCCCGCCGACGCCCAGUCCAUGUUUAGCCUCUCCGGUCCCGGUCCGCAGGAUGCGCCCGCCGUCCACCAGCACACGCCCUAUGUCGACCCGGGCUACUCGCAGCUCAAUCCCGCCUACGAGCAGCCUGUCAAUCAGCGGCCAGUGUGGGGUUUAGCGAAGCCGUUACCCAGGGUGAUACGCCCCGGCAUGGUCCCCACGGGCAGCGAAGUCGACCUGAACCAGGCGAACCAGGCGCAGAACGGCGUUCGCCCCGGCGCCGGUGACCCAGACGUCGAGAAAGGUAGAGUGGAACCGACCCUGAAGUUAGGCAAAAUCUCAACCCACCUCAGAGACGCACGCGAGACGCGCGAAAACAAGUUUCUUAAAAGAGUUGGCACGGGCCUUUCGAGACCUCUUUCACACAUCUCCGAAGGGGCCUCCUCGCAGCCCUUCUCGCCGGGAGCGCUUCCGUCGCAUGUAGAGGAAGAGGAGGAGGAGGGCGAGCGGUGGCAGCACGAUUCCGCGGCCGCCGAUCUGGAAUUGGAACCGAUAGGGAGUCCUAAACUGGGGUCGGCCACAGGCGGACCGGGCCUGACGCAGGGCGAACUUGACGAGGAUCGUUUGGCUCGACAGUACCGCGAACAAGAUCCUAAUGGCUUCCCGGACGAUGCCUCGUCGGCGGUUACGGCCAACGACGACGAUGCUGACGGUGCGUACGCGCCCGGCGAACUGGACCUCCAGGCGUUUGGGACCGAUGACGAGAUCCACAACCACCACACGCACUGGUCUGUGGUGCGCACGCGCUUCCGCGAGCCUCUGGCUGAGCUCCUUGCAGUCAUCGUCCAGCUCACCUUCGGCUUCUGUGCCGACCUCGCCGUCACCUGCGGCGGCAGCUCCGCGGGCAACGGAACCACCACCGAUUUUGCCUGGGGCUUCUCGACCAUGAUCGGCAUCUACAUCGCCGGUGGUAUCUCGGGCGCGCACCUCAACCCAGCCAUCACCAUCAUGCUAUACGUAUACCGCGGCUUCCCGGCACGCAAGAUGCCCGCCUACAUCAUCGCACAGCUUCUCGGCGCCUUCAUCGCGGGCCUCAUCGCCUUCGGCUUGUACCGCUCCGCCAUCAUCGAGUACGGCGGCGCCGACUUGGCCGCGGGCGGCACCAUGGACGCCUUCAUCACGAAUCCGCGGCAUGCGUGGACGGACCCGGCCACGGCCUUCUUCACCGAAUUCGUCGGCACCGCCUUCCUGGCGGUGGCCGUGCUCGCGCUGGGCGACGACACCAACGCGCCGCCCGGCGCCGGCAUGUCGGCGUUUGUGCUCGGUCUCGUCAUCUACAUCGAGUGCAACGCGUUCGGGUACAACACGGGCGCGGCGCUCAACGGGACGCGCGACCUGGGCCCGCGGCUGGCGCUGCUAGCGGUUGGGUACGGCCGCGGCACUCUGUUCGGCGACUCGUAUUGGUUUUAUGGGCCGUGGGUCGCGACGGUGACUGGGGCGGUGGUGGGCGCGGGAUUGUACGACGUGGCCAUCUUUGUGGGUGGCGAGAGCCCGAUCAACUACCCGAGGAGGCGGAUAAGGAGGGCCGGGCACAAGUGGAGGAAGAGAUGGGGCAGGAGGUUGAGAGGGAAGAAGAUCGAGGAUGAUUUGAGAUAG
Messenger RNA from Anthostomella pinea, 2151 nucleotides. NCBI's taxonomy places the organism in Eukaryota, Fungi, Ascomycota, Sordariomycetes, Xylariales, Xylariaceae. The record is from the annotation of a GenBank genome assembly.